UCCUGAUGUGAUCAGCAGCAUACGGCAGUUAUCUAAAGCGGCCAUGAAAGAGGACGCCAAGCCCAGCAAAGAUACUGAAGAUGCCUUUUACAACUCUCAGAAGUUCGAAGUCUUGUACUGUGGAAAGGUGACAGUGACCCACAAGAAGGCCCCGUCCAGCCUCAUCGAUGACUGCAUCGAGAAGUUCAACCUGCAUGAGCAGCAGCGCCUGAAGAUCCAGGGGGAACCACGCGGCUCGGACCCCGGCGACGACCUGGCCGUCCUGGAGGAGGUGGCAGCGCCCGGGUGCCCUGGAGAUGGCCUGCCCGGCGAGGCGGACAGCGGGGUGGUCAGCUUACACCCUGGCCUGCCUGGCGGGGCCAGCCAGCCUGCUCUGUCCAGCUCUCGGGUGUGUUUCCCGGAGCGGAUUCUGGAAGAUUCCAGCUUUGAUGAGCAGCAGGAGUUCCGGUCUCGGUGCAGCAGCGUCACCGGAGUGCAGCGGAGAGUUCCCGAGAGCAGCCAGAAACCGCAGCCGCGCCGGAGGCACGCGAGUGCUCCCAGCCACGUGCAGCCGUCGGACUCGGGGAAGAACAGGACGAUGCUCUUUCAGGUUGGACGAUUUGAGAUUAACCUUAUCAGUCCAGACACUAAAUCAGUUGUGCUAGAAAAGAAUUUUAAAGAUAUCUCCUCUUGUUCUCAGGGUAUAAAGCACGUGGACCACUUCGGCUUUAUCUGUCGGGAGUCUGCAGAGGCUGGGCUGAGCCAGUACACUUGUUACGUGUUCCAGUGUGCCAGUGAGUCGCUGGUUGAUGAGGUCAUGCUGACUCUGAAGCAGGCUUUCAGCACAGCUGCCGCCCUGCAGAGCGCCAAGACGCAGAUUAAGCUGUGUGAGGCCUGCCCCAUGCACUCUUUGCAUAAGCUCUGUGAAAGGAUCGAAGGUCUGUAUCCCCCAAGAGCCAAGCUGGUAAUUCAGAGGCAUCUCUCAUCACUGACAGAUAAUGAGCAAGCUGACAUCUUUGAAAAAGUUCAGAAAAUGAAGCCUGUCAGUGACCAGGAGGAAAAUGAACUUGUGAUCUUACACCUGCGGCAGCUGUGUGAAGCCAAGCAGAAGACGCACGUGCACAUUGGAGAGGGCCCCUUGACUAUUACAAAUAGCACAGUCCCAGAAAAUGCGACAAGCAGCGGAAGGUUCAAACUUGACAUUCUGAAAAAUAAAGCUAAGAGAUCCUUAACUAGCUCCCUGGAAAAUAUCUUCUCAAGGGGAGCUAACAGAAUGAGAGGUCGGCUUGGAAGUGCGGACAGCUUUGAGCGAUCUAACAGUCUGGCUUCGGAGAAGGACUACUCGCCAGGGGACUCGCCACCGGGGACACCACCGGCCUCCCCACUGUCUUCGGCUUGGCAAACGUUCCCUGAAGAGGAUUCCGACUCACCGCAGUUCCGAAGACGGGCACACACGUUCAGCCACCCACCUUCAAGUUCAAAGAGAAAGCUGCAUUUCCAGGACGGGAGGGCUCACGGCCUGCGCUCCCCCUUGCUGAGGCAGGGCUCCAUCGAGCAGUGCAGUGACGGGGAAGGGAGAAAGAGGACCUCAUCGACUUGUAGUAACGAGUCUCUAAAUGCGGGCACGAACUCCGGCACCCCUCGCCGCGUCUCCUGGAGGCAGCGCAUCUUCCUCAGGGUUGCGUCUCCCAUGAACAAAUCUCCCUCAGCCAUGCAGCAGCAAGAUGGACUGGACAGGAAUGAGCUGCUGCCACUGUCCCCUCUCGCUCCGACCAUGGAGGAGGAACCGAUGGUUAUAUUCCUGGCUGGUGAUGAUGACCCAGACAAGAUGGAAGAACAAAAGAAAUCCAAAGAGCUGAGGAGUUUGUGGAGAAAAGCUAUACACCAGCAGAUCUUGUUGCUUCGGAUGGAGAAAGAAAAUCAGAAACUUGAAGAAGCAAGCAGAGAUGAACUGCAGUCCAGAAAAGUCAAAUUAGACUAUGAAGAAGUGGGUGUAUGUCAAAAGGAGGUCUUAAUAACCUGGGAUAAGAAGUUAUUAAACUGCAGAGCUAAAAUCAGAUGUGAUAUGGAAGAUAUUCAUACAGCUCUUAAAGAAGGAGUUCCCAAAAGUCGUCGGGGAGAAAUUUGGCAGUUCCUGGCUUUACAAUACCGACUAAGACACAGAUUGCCUGAUAGACAGCAGCCUCCUGACACGUCCUAUAAAGAGCUUCUGAAGCAGCUCACUGCUCAGCAGCAUGCCAUUCUCGUGGACUUAGGAAGGACAUUUCCCACUCACCCUUACUUUUCAGUGCAGCUCGGGGCAGGGCAGCUGUCACUCUUUAACCUCCUGAAAGCCUAUUCCUUGCUGGACAAAGAAGUGGGUUACUGUCAGGGGAUCAGCUUUGUGGCUGGAGUCCUGCUUCUGCACAUGAGUGAAGAGCAGGCCUUUGAGAUGCUCAAGUUCCUCAUGUAUGACCUUGGCUUCCGCAAGCAGUACAGACCCGACAUGAUGUCACUACAGAUUCAGAUGUACCAGCUGUCCAGGCUCCUUCAUGACUAUCACAGAGAUCUCUACAAUCAUCUAGAAGAAAAUGAAAUCAGCCCCAGUCUUUAUGCUGCCCCCUGGUUCCUCACACUGUUUGCCUCUCAAUUUUCACUAGGAUUUGUAGCGAGAGUUUUUGACAUUAUUUUUCUUCAGGGAACUGAAGUCAUAUUUAAGGUUGCACUCAGCCUGCUGAGCAGCCAAGAGGCACUUAUAAUGGAAUGUGAAAACUUUGAGACUAUUGUUGAAUUUCUUAAAAGCACGCUACCUGAUAUGAAUACCUCUGAAAUGGAAAAAAUUAUUACCCAGGUUUUUGAGAUGGAUAUUUCCAAGCAGUUACAUGCUUAUGAGGUGGAGUAUCACGUGCUGCAGGAUGAGCUGCAGGAAGCUUCCUAUGCCUGUGAGGAUAGCGAACCUAUGGAGAAGCUGGAGAGGGCCAACAGCCAACUGAAAAGACAAAACAUGGACCUCCUCGAAAAAUUACAGGUGGCUCAUGCUAAAAUCCAGGCCUUAGAAUCAAACCUGGAAAACCUUUUGACCAGAGAGACCAAAAUGAAGUCUUUAAUCCGGACUCUGGAACAAGAUAAAAUGACUUACCAAAAGACGGUAGAGCAAAUCCGGAAGCUCCUGCCGGCGGAUGCUCUGGCUAAUUGUGAAGUGCUUCUGAGAGACCUCAACUGCAACCCUAACAACAAAGCCAAGACGGGAAAUAAGCCAUAACGUAAGGGGUGCGGCCUCAGCAGAAAGUGCUUCUUAGAAUACUACAGAAAGGCAGAACCAGCCUGCCACUGGCCCGAGGCUGGACCCUGACACUGAGGGAACCACCUGUCACUGGUGCUGAGCCCCUAGUCACAGCAGGUGGACCUCACUGUCCUCAGAGAUGCCAAUCUUAAGCCAUUGUACAUAUGUAGACUGGUUUUUGUUGCUGUUGCCAUGUACAUAUAUAUAAAACAGAAGAAUUCAUGCUUUCAUGAGUAGAUGUAUAUUUAGAGCAAAUUUUUUUAGUCAAAACUUCAUGAACUCCACACCAAAGGGAAGUUCACGUGGAAUUCCCCUUGGACCCAUGUGAAAUCUUUUUGUUUUUACAGUGAAACAAAGCUAGAGCUAAUCUUUGUAUAUUGAAAUAUACUUGAAAAAAUGAAUGUAUUUUUUUUCUCCAAAGAACAGCAUGUUUCACUUAGCGGUGGAAAGGUGGAAACAUUGAUGUAACUUUAUGUGUAUCUGUCUUAAAAUCCACUGACAUUGUCUAGAUGAGAAAAAUGACUGAGUGCUCAUCAGGCUCCUCUGGGUUUUCCAUGAAGGUGGGGGUCUCUCUCCUGGCCUGCUUUGUGCCAACUAGCAUGUUGGCUAGGCAUUACUUUAGACUCACCUAAGAAGACAGCAGGACGUUGUGGCGACAUCUGCCCAGCUCAAGGUAAAGGAGAAUGUUGCUAAUUUUCUAGCAAAUCCGACCAGUAUUUUUACUCAAACCAAAAAUAUCAUGCCUCAAAAGUUUAAUGUAGGACCUCAGUUAUCUAGGUUCACUUUCCACCUUUUAAAUGACUCCUAUGGUUGUGCACAGAAUCCCCUUCAAUUGGUGCCACAGUCACAAAUGAUAAGGAGUUGCCAUUUCCUCACCCAAUUGUGAGAGCUCGUCGCUCUCUACCUUAAAUUUAGUGUAAGAAAAUGCAAUGCCUCGGCGGCUGUGGCUCAAGUGGCU
Otolemur garnettii (small-eared galago) is the source of this 4199-nucleotide messenger RNA. It is a transcript of the gene TBC1D4, whose product is annotated as TBC1 domain family member 4. NCBI's taxonomy places the organism in Eukaryota, Metazoa, Chordata, Mammalia, Primates, Galagidae. The coding region runs from base 44 to 3220 and encodes 1058 amino acids. The record is from RefSeq and is a predicted model, not a curated record. The transcript has 19 exons.